Pestalotiopsis fici W106-1 is the source of this 2004-nucleotide messenger RNA. RefSeq names its product putative family 31 glucosidase ORF2. NCBI's taxonomy places the organism in Eukaryota, Fungi, Ascomycota, Sordariomycetes, Amphisphaeriales, Sporocadaceae. The record is from RefSeq and is a predicted model, not a curated record. Gene Ontology annotation, molecular function: carbohydrate binding; hydrolase activity, hydrolyzing O-glycosyl compounds. The transcript is spliced from 2 exons. The coding region runs from base 1 to 2004 and encodes 667 amino acids. Gene Ontology annotation, biological process: carbohydrate metabolic process.
AUGUUCACAACUCCCGAAAAAACAAGUCUGGUCUACCUAUACGAUUCCGAAAUUCUCAGAAUCGAAGCAUGGGGUCCCAACGCAUUACGCAUUAGAGCCACUCACGAAGCGUCCUUGCCCACAGAGGAUUGGGCGUUGACGGAGCCGCUGCCAGAACAGAAUAAUGUCUCUAUCCAGAUCAACGAUGAUCAAGCCUCCAUAAGGAAUGGCAAAAUUUCUGCAACGGUAUCUCAGUACGGUGUAUUGGCUAUUGCAGACGACACCGGCAAGGUUCUGUUGGAAGAGUAUAGCCGUACGCAUGUCGACAGAAAAGAUCCCAAGUGCAGCUCACUCAACAUCUCAGCCCGCGAAUUCCAGCCGAGGCUUGGCUCGGACUCGUGGCAUUUGAGAGCCAGAUUCGAGGCCGAUGCCGAUGAGCAGAUCUUUGGCAUGGGCCAGUACCAGCAGCCAUGUCUGGAUCUCAAGGGCGUGGACCUGGAGCUGGCUCAGAGAAACUCGCAGGCCUCGAUCCCGUUUGCCGUCUCCUCGCGCGGCUACGGCUUCUUGUGGAACAAUCCUGCCGUCGGCCGAGCAGUGUUUGGCAAAAACGUUACAACUUUUGAGGCGCUCUCGACACGCGUCUUAGACUACUGGGUCGUGGCUGGGGAUACGCCGGCAGAGAUUGUUCGAGCAUACGGCAAAGCAGUCGGUACCGUUCCUGAGAUGCCCGAGUAUGGCCUGGGCUUCUGGCAAUGCAAAUUGAGAUACCAAACCCAGGAAGAGCUGCUCGAAGUGGCUCGAGAACACAAGCGCCGAGGUCUGCCCAUGGACGUGCUCGUGGUCGACUUCUUUCAUUGGCCCAAGGAGGGAGAGUGGAAGUUUGACCCUACAUUCUGGCCCGAUCCCGACUCAAUGAUUAGUGAGCUCAAGUCCCUUGGCAUCGAGCUCAUGGUAUCAGUAUGGCCAACAGUCGAUAGAAGAUCUGAAAACUAUGACGAGAUGCUUGCCAAGGGCUUGCUUGUCCGUCAAGACCGUGGCUGGCGCAUUUCCAUGGACUUUGGCACGGGCAACUGCAUCCAUUUCGACCCAACGAACCCGGCUGCCAGAAAGUACGUGUGGAACAAGGCCAAGGCCAAUUACUACGACAAGGGUGUCCGCAUCUUUUGGCUGGACGAGGCCGAGCCCGAGUACACAGUCUACGACUUUGAUAUUUACAGAUACCAUGCCGGACCCAACCUGAUGAUUGGCAACUCUUACCCCGUCCGGUACUCGCAGGGCUUCUACGAAGGGAUGAAGGAAGCUGGCCAAGACAAGAUUCUCAAUCUUGUUCGAUGCGCCUGGGCCGGCAGCCAGAAGUACGGAGCAUUGCUGUGGUCUGGCGACGUGGCGAGUUCGUGGUCCAGUUUCCGCAGUCAGCUGGCCGCCGGCCUGAACGCAGGACUGGCUGGCAUCUCGUGGUGGACGACAGACAUUGGCGGCUUCCACGGUGGCGAUCCCAAAGACCCGGCCUUCCGCGAGCUCCUUGUGCGCUGGUUCCAAUGGGGGGCUUUCUGUCCAGUCUUCCGUCUCCAUGGCGAUCGAGAGCCCAAGCAGCCCAGACACGGCGAUACUGGCGGCAGCUGGUGUCUUUCCGGGGCUCCCAACGAGGUUUGGUCCUAUGGUGACGAGGUAUACGAAAUCUGCAAGACGUAUCUAGCUCUACGCGAGACCCUUCGCAGCUAUGUUCGGGAAGUCAUGCACGAGGCGCAUGUGCAUGGUGAUCCUGUGAUCCGCCCCGUGUUUUACGAGUUCCCGCGCGACCCCCAGGCUUGGAAGAGCACUGAGGAGUACAUGUUUGGAUCAAAGUACCUUGUCGCUCCCAUUCUCAAGCCUGGACAGCGACAGAGGGAGAUACGAUUGCCCAAUGGCGCAGACUGGAGGAGGCUUUCGAAGCAGGGGAAGCUAGAGGGUGAAGUUCUGAGGGGUGGGGAUGUCGUGACUGUAGACGCCCCACUGGACUAUAUGCCUGUUUUCGAGAGAGCUUGA